CACAAGAUCGAUCAAUCCAAGGUGAUAAAGAAAAGUAGAGAAGAAGAAAACCAGAAAAUGGUUGAAGAGAGUUCAUCCCAAAAACCGAACAGCAGCCGAACAAGGCGUGCGUCAAACACCACAAUCUCAGCAGCUGGUAGCUUGGUAAAGCUUCUCCCAACAGGCACGGUGUUCGUGUUCCAGUUCCUGAACCCCGUCGCCACCAACAGCGGUCAAUGCAACACCACCAACAGGUGGCUCAGCGCCAUUCUCCUUCUGCUCUGUGGCUUCAGCUGCGCCUUUUCCUCCUUCACUGAUAGCUACACAGGCAGUGAUAAGCAGAGGCACUAUGGCUUCGUAACCCGCAAGGGAAUCUGGCCUUCUCCAGCUUCCGACUCCGUUGACUUGUCAGGGUACAGACUCGGCUUUGCGGACUUCGUCCAUGCUGCUUUAUCUUUGUUAGUGUUCGCGGUGUUGGGGCUGUUGGAUACCAACACUGUGCACUGUUUCUACGCUAGUUUUGAGUCAACUCAGAAGAGUCUGCUUCAGGUGCUGCCCACAGUUGUUGGGGUGUUUGCGGGUGGGGUGUUCAUGAUUUUCCCCAAUACCCGCCAUGGAAUUGGAUACGCUUUAACUUCUGAUCCUAACGAAACCACCCCAAAGUCCAGUGAUACUACCGACCCUCAGAAAAACUCGGUUGAGAAUGCUUAGUAUCAAUAGUUUCUUGCCAUGACAAUAUGGCGCUCGCUGCUCCAGACUACGCACAUUCCUGCAUGCAUGGCGUGAAAUUUUACUGUAAUGAGCUUUUCUGUUGCCUCUAACGACAAUUAUUUUUGCUUUUCUGCGACUUGUAUUGUCAUAAGUCGUGUUUAAUGGUCGAAACUGAACUUGGUUUAGCGUUUUUCUGUGUAUUUGACCAGGUUGCUUUUCAGCGACUUGGAUGUACUGUGACUUUCUAUUGGUUAUCUCAUAUCAUACCAUAUUUGUUUCGGA
Vigna unguiculata (cowpea) is the source of this 972-nucleotide messenger RNA. RefSeq names its product protein DMP2 pseudogene. The record is from RefSeq and is a predicted model, not a curated record. NCBI's taxonomy places the organism in Eukaryota, Viridiplantae, Streptophyta, Magnoliopsida, Fabales, Fabaceae.